AUGGCGACGAUGGCGACCCGCGACGCGCGCGCGACGGCGCGACCGACGCGCGACGCGAUGCUCUGGACGAUCGAAGAGCUCGCGAGCGCGGGCGUCGACGCGACGACGCUGCGAAACCUGCUGCCGGUGGGACUCGCGGGCGAGGGCGCGCGGGCGGCGCGCGCGCGGAAGCGCGUGCGACAUUUUUUUCUGCUGAGCGCGUCGAUCGCGGCGAUCGAAGGGGCGGAGGGAGAGGAGACGGAGAAGAGUCUGGAGGCGCAUCGAGACGCGAUGGCGCGCGCGAGAGACGCGUGCUUUCAGGAGGACGACGGCGACGAGGAGGAUUUGAUCGGCGAGGAUACGGAGGCGUUUCGGGCGUACGUGAAGGCGGCGGAACGAGCGAUCGAGGUGCUGGGGAUGCGGGAGGCGUGCGAAGGGCUCGAUGAGCGCCGUUCGGCGCGCGACGAGACGCCGCGAGACGCGGUGCGACGGGUGGUCGAGGAGUGGAAGGACGCUUUGCUCGGCGUCCACGGUCGGGACGUGGACGAGCACUUGGAUCGCAUCGAGGACGCGUGGACGCGCAAGGCUGCGGAUCGUUAUCACAGAUUGUGCGAGGUUGAGGAGUGGGACGAGCCGUCGCGCGCGUUGGUGAAAAAGGCGCUCGAGCUCUUGCGCGCCGAGCUUUGCGGGAAAGCGACGACGUUGACGACGGUGCAGGAGCACUUGGCGAACUCGUAUUACGUGCCUUCGCGCGCAAAGCCAGGGUUCACGCUGGGUAAGCGUGAUGAUGGCGUGCGCGAGUGGGUUGACGUCGGCGCGCGUGGCGUGAAGCGCCGAGCCGAGACGAACGCGGACGCUUUCGUCUCGUCGCCAUCGACCAAGCGAGUUCAUUCAGAAGAAACAUCUCCGGCCAAACCUCGUUCGUCUCCGGGACGAUUAGGCGCCUUGCUGUCGAAGACUAUUUCGUGGGUGCGCAAAUCGGUGGACGCGCCAGCGUUCAUCAAAUCACCCUUCGGCAAAUCACCGCUCGGCAAGUCAUCGCGGAUCACGGCGUCGCAAACCAUCGACGACGUAGAAGAAAGACGUACAGACGAAGUAGAAACUCUUGAAGACGACACGCCCCCCAGCGAGCACGAAUCAGAAGAAGAAAUAAUGCCGACGCAAGUGCCUACGGGCUCGUAUACUGACGAAGAUGACGAAGACGAAGACGAAGAUGAAGACAAAGACAAAGACCCGGAGCCAUCUCCGACGCAAGUGCAUACGGGCUCGUAUACUGACGAAGAUGACGAAGACGACGACGAAGAUGAAGAUGAAGACCCGGAGCCAUCUCCGGCGCCGACGGAGCCGUCUCCGGCGCCGACGCAGACAAUACAACCGGCUCCGCUCAAACGGCAAGGAAAAGUGUAUCCGAAGGCACAACGACUGGUGUCGGUGAGAGCAGCACACGCGCGCUCACCUUUAACCGGCUCCGACGACGAGUACGACGAAAUCGAAAUCGAGGCGACGCCUGGCAAUUACCUCGUGCCCCGCGUCAAUCGACUCCAGCCAGUGAAGACCAGUGUCAAGCAAUCCCCAACUCGUAAGAGAAAAUACGAGAGACAAACAACAAGACGCGCGCCUGGACGCCCGAAGAACUGGACGCCCGAGGAAGAGACCGCCCUGAUCGAGGGCGUGGAAAAGUUUGGCAGUGGCAAGUGGAAAACGAUUUUAGCAGACGACGCGCGCGGUAAGAACGUUUUCGCCGCCAACGCCCGGACAAACGUCGAUUUGGCGAAAAAAUGGUACCAUCUACGCCCAUCUCAUUUGAGCAACAUGUGGCGACAGCACGAGCAAGAUCAAGAAAUAGUGGCACGCCAAGAGAAACCUAAGUUGGAUUACAUUAUCGACGCAAUCCUAGAGGGCAGUCAUUGACUUCGA
Messenger RNA from Ostreococcus lucimarinus CCE9901, 1896 nucleotides. RefSeq lists its product with no specific name. The record is from RefSeq and is a predicted model, not a curated record. The transcript has a single exon. Bases 1 to 1890 code for a protein of 629 amino acids. NCBI's taxonomy places the organism in Eukaryota, Viridiplantae, Chlorophyta, Mamiellophyceae, Mamiellales, Bathycoccaceae.